AUGCCUCUGUCCCUGAGAACGAGUAAUAUGGUGGAAAGUAUGAAAGAUCCCGAGACGAAUUCUAUUUCUGGGUGGAGAAGAUGGUUUAGUAAGGAAGGAUGGAAGUUGAGAACAGACCCGGCGAGUUUUGCAACUAGAGAAGGAUGGAGUAAUUCGGAUGUAGAUGUUGUUCCUCCCGAACAGCGAAGAUGGAGGGAACUCAAUUACCUCUUCCUCUGGUUAUCAGACGGUGCCAACGUGGGUACUAUGCAGCAAGCUGGAAGUAUAAUUUCUCUCGGAUUAAGUUGGAGGGAAGCGGCGGUAGCCAUAGCAAUAGGUAAUAUCAUCAUAGCCAUCACUACCACUCUAAACGGGAUCAUAGGAGCCAAACAUCAUAUUCCUUUUCCUAUCAUCUCUCGAGCUUCUAUGGGAUUUUACUUUUCGUAUUUCGCCGUGCUCUCUCGUUUAGCAUUAGGUUUGAUUUACUUUGGAAUCAACACAUAUAUCGGAGCAUCAUGUACACUCAUCAUGCUUGAAUCGAUUUGGCCAUCCUUCAAACACUUUCCAAAUCGAUUACCACCCAAUGCAGGAGUGACAAGUAACAAAAUGAUUGCUUAUUUCCUUUUUUGGUGCUUACAAUUCCCACUCGUCUUAAUCCAUCCAAGAAAAAUGCGUUGGUUAUUCCUCAUCAAAUCACUCUUUGCCGUCACCGCUUCUUUCGCUUUAUUAGGUUGGUGUGUUCAUACAGCUGGAGGAAGUGGACCUAUCUUUUCUCAAGAUACUACUGUUAAAGGAAGUGAACGAUCGUGGGCUUGGGUAGCAGGGAUGAAUAUUGCGAUUUCUGGAAAAACGACUUUAGCUAUUAAUAUGCCCGAUCUCACUCGUUACGCACGUAAACCUUCAGAUUCAUACUGGCAACUCCUCUUCAUCCCUCUCAUCUACUUUUCCUUCUCUUUCAUAGGUAUUCUCAUAGCUUCCUCCGCUCAAACAAUCUACCAUCAAUUAUAUUGGGAUCCAACAUCUAUCAUCUCCCUUUUACCUUCUCGAUCCGGUUCUUUUUUCUGCGCCUUCGCAUUCGGUUUAGCAACGUUAGGAACCAACAUCUCGACAAAUUCAAUAGCAACAAGUAACGAUUUAGCUUUUCUCUGGCCGGGUUAUGUCAAUUUAAGAAGAGGAGCUUUUGUGACUAGUUUGGUUGGGGGAUGGUUAACUUUUCCUUGGAAGAUACAACAAAGUGCGAAGGCUUUAACUACUUUUUUGAGUGGUUAUAUCGUGGUUUUAGCUCCGAUUUUGGGUAUAAUGAUCACGGAUUAUUGGAUCGUUCGUAAAGGUAAAUUACACAUACCAAUGUUAUACUCCAAUCAAGGGAUUUAUCGUUAUACUCGUGGUAUAAAUUUCAGAGCUCUAGUCACAUUGUUGAUUGUUGUACCUGUCAAUAUACCAGGUUUGGUGAAUGCUAUUCGACCUGAAGUGAAAGUGGGAAUAUAUGAUGAUCUUUAUAAAGCAUCAUGGUUCUUUUCUUUCUUCAUCGCCAUAUUCAUCUACCUCUUCAUCUGUUGGAUCUUCCCGCCAACAUCAACGUUCGUAUCGGAAACAGUGGAAGAAGUAGACGAACCAUCCAUUGAGGGGGAAAAUUGUCAAUGUUGCUUCUUUGUGAAAGUAUUGUUCUCACAUGUCAAUUGUUUGCUGUGUUAUUGA
Messenger RNA from Tremella mesenterica DSM 1558, 1677 nucleotides. RefSeq lists its product as uncharacterized. Gene Ontology annotation, molecular function: nucleobase transmembrane transporter activity. Lineage: Eukaryota; Fungi; Basidiomycota; Tremellomycetes; Tremellales; Tremellaceae. Bases 1 to 1677 code for a protein of 558 amino acids. The record is from RefSeq and is a predicted model, not a curated record. The transcript has 10 exons. Gene Ontology annotation, cellular component: plasma membrane. Gene Ontology annotation, biological process: nucleobase transport; transmembrane transport.